UGGUUCCGCGUGUGAAGAAAUGUCAGAAACAUGACUGAAUUACUCGCUUCAUUUUUAAAGGCACAAGCAGAUUGCUUCCUGCUCCAAAGGACGCUUUUAGCAACAGCGUCCAGUGGGAGCGUUGACCCGCUCACCCCCCCUGUACGCUGGCCUAGCUUUCUGCUCCCACGUCCGCGCCGCUUGUUAUGAGAAUCUAUAUGAGGGCGUCUCAUCUGAGCCAUCAAGCACCAGCGCUAUAGAGAAUUUGUCUCUCAGCGAGUCAUUGCUUUUUUUUUUUUUUUUCCUCCCCCUUAUGUUGACGACUGGAACGGCCCAACGCAUGGCACCCGACAGCCCGAUGAGAAGCCAAGACGAGAUGAACGAAAGCUUGAAUGGGAAUGUCGGGGAACCGCCACCCAGACUCAUACCGGUCUCAGGAAAACUGGAAAAGAACAUGGAGAAAUCAGUGCUGCGGCCAACCGCCUUCAAACCUGUGGUCCCUAAGAGCCGUGACGCCAUGCAGUACCUGUCCCCGCGACACAGCGCCAACGCACCAGAGAUCCAAAAUGCCCACCGGGAGCUGUCGCCCUCCGGCUCGGAGAGACUCAGCUCGUACAGCGCCGGGCGGAGCGGCGGCGGCGGGAGCAGCGGCCACUCUUGCUCACUGUCCGACUCGGAACGCAACUCGCUCUCCAGUCUGGCGGGGGGCCACUCAGAAGCGCCCAAAAGCGCCCCCUCUGCGGUCGUCUACGGACACUCGGACAGCGGCCGCUCGUCCUCCAGCAAGAGCCCCGGCUCCGGCUCGGUCAGCGGGCAAAGUCAGCCUCGGUCGGACUGCGGGUCCGGCGGGCGCUCGCCGGGAAUGGCGGACAGCUACGAGGGCGUGGUCAGGGACUUGGAGGACAAGCUGAGGGAGCGUGAGGCGGAGCUCCAGCUACUCCGAGACAAUCUGAAUGACAAUGAGGCUGCCAUCUGUCAGGCCUACGAGGAGAAGCACAAGCAAUUUGAGCUGGAGCUAGAGGAGCUGCGGCAGGGCUGCGCCACCAGGAUGCAGGCCACCUCCCACAAAGCCCAGCGAGCCCAACAGGUGCUUCAGAUGCAGGUUCAUCAGCUCCAGCUGGAGAAGAAGAAGCUUCAGGAAGACUUUGCGCAGCUCCUCAAGGAACGUGAGCAGCUGGAGGAGCGCUGCACCUCUUACGAACACGACAAGAUUCAGAUGGUUCCGAGACUGGAGGAGACCAAAUGGGAGGUGUGCCAGAAGUCUGGCGAGAUUUCCCUGUUGAAGCAGCAGCUGAAGGAGGCGCAGGUCGAGCUGGCCGGGCGCGUGAGUGAGACCGGGUCGCUGCGUGGGCAACUGCGGGACGCCCGCGCCGAGCUGAGCAACGCCCAGGCCCUCCUGCAGGAGGCCGGCGUCACCGCCCGCGCCCGCGCCGCCGAGCUGGAAGUGUGCGAGAACGAGCUGCAGCGGCGCAAAAGCGAGGCCGAGUUGCUGCGGGAGAAGUCGGCGCGUUUGGAGGACGAGCUGGCGCGCCUGCGGGAGCCGGAUAAAGAGCGGGUCGUACUCCGGGAGAUGGUCGGGCGUAUACGUGGGGACUUGGCUUGGGAAAGGCAGCGGGCCGAGAGGCAGGCGGGCGCUUUCGAGGAGGAGCGGCGGACGUGGCAGGAAGAGAAGGACAAAGUGCUGCGCUACCAGCAGCAUCUGCAGGAGAACUAUCUGACCAUGUACCAACGCAACCGCCAGCAGGAGCUCCUCCUGAGGGACCUCAGACAGAAGCUGGAGAGCCAAGAGGAGAGCCAAGAGGAGAGCCAAGAGGAGAGCCAAGAGGAGAGCCAAGAGGAGAUCCAAGAGGAGAGCCAAGAGGAGAGCCAAGAGGAGAGCCAAGAGGAGAGCCAAGACUGUGACUACGAUGACAGCAGCGGCAAUGAAAUCGUCUGAUGAGGUUGCCGCCACUGACAUUUAAUUUUUUUUUUUCUCACGGGUGGGAGCUUGUCUUGCUUUCCAGACGGCUUGGAAGUAAGAAGUUCAAAAUGUUACUCUGAAAGUAAUGAAUGGUGAGGAUAGCAGCCAGUUUAAAAAAAAACAAAUUUACUACUGUCUCAUGUGCUACAGUUCUUGAAUAGAGUAACACGUCAAUAUGCGCUCGAACAGCACCACACUGUGGGCAUAUGCUCCACUACAGGGGUGGGCAAACUAUGGCUCGGGGACCACAUAUUUUCUUAAAUUUAAUUAAUUUAAACAAAGUUCGUUUAAAUAAAAAAAAAAUCUAACAAUGAAUUAAUAAGACAUCUUAAUAUAAAAUCUAUAUUUUUGUAAAUAAUUGCAUAAUUAUAUAAUUUUAAACAUACAUAAAUAUAGAAAACAAUUAAAAAUACAACAGUAAUACAUUAUAAUUAUAUAAUAAAAAGUAGGGUGAGUAUUAGAUUGUUUUAACUUGAAUGUUUUGGAAUAAAGUAGUUACAUACUGUACAAUUUCAAUCAGAGAAUUUUAUUUGUUUUAAAUAAACUCUGAAAUAGUUGUUUAAUUUCUCAAUCAAAUUGUGAAUUCUUGUAUUCAAAUAAUCAAAUUUGCGUGCACAUUCUAAUUUACAUUAUUUUCAAAUGACCUGGCCCCAUCUCUCAAAAGAAAAUUGACUAGGGCCUUUUAAGUAUCAAUUUUCGCCCACCCCUGCCCUCCAAGAUUCAUUGAUAUGGCUAAACCUUUUCAGCACAUGUGAGCAAUUAACAUUCUUUCACCAGGGCCCCAAGAGAAAGCACUUCUUUUUUUUUUUUUAAACUUUAAGCAACUUGGGGCUGUUUUGUUACUGUAAACAAAUCUGUGUGUACUGGUCACUGUGAAUAGACCAAAAAAAUGUUUUCGCUAGGCCUUGUUUCAUAUUCGAUGUUUGUCGGGCUUCCACGGCACAUAUGGAGAAAUUACAAAUGUAUAUUUUCACCUUGCAGUACAUUUUGUGUUUUUAUUAAAAGUUACACUGAAUGGUUAAA
Syngnathus typhle (broad-nosed pipefish) is the source of this 2962-nucleotide messenger RNA. Its product is annotated as leucine zipper putative tumor suppressor 2 homolog. Gene Ontology annotation, biological process: negative regulation of canonical Wnt signaling pathway. Bases 293 to 1915 code for a protein of 540 amino acids. The record is from RefSeq and is a predicted model, not a curated record. The transcript is spliced from 5 exons. Lineage: Eukaryota; Metazoa; Chordata; Actinopteri; Syngnathiformes; Syngnathidae.